Calidris pugnax (ruff) is the source of this 2178-nucleotide messenger RNA. RefSeq names its product coenzyme Q3 methyltransferase (gene COQ3). The coding region runs from base 376 to 1281 and encodes 301 amino acids. The record is from RefSeq and is a predicted model, not a curated record. NCBI's taxonomy places the organism in Eukaryota, Metazoa, Chordata, Aves, Charadriiformes, Scolopacidae. The transcript is spliced from 6 exons. Gene Ontology annotation, biological process: ubiquinone biosynthetic process. Gene Ontology annotation, molecular function: 2-methoxy-6-polyprenyl-1,4-benzoquinol methyltransferase activity.
GUGUGUACACACAGCUCCUGCUUGGAGUAAACUCUGUGGUGGAAUUCUCACCGACGGAGACAUUUCAGCUGCCCAAGAAGCUCCUUUUCAUUCAGGCUCUGAAAAAUGUCAUCGCACAGUGUUUGAGAAGUCCGGGGGUGGUUAUUCAGCCCCCUUGCUCUCCCUGAGCACCACAGUGAGCAAGUGUGUGAAGGCUGGCACACUUAGUGGCAGUGUUCCAGAGCAGCAUUGUUAAACUGGAGUUUUUUGCCUGUGAGCUCUCAUAAAGCUGAUGUUUGGCCAUUCGGUUGCCUUCCUUCUAUUUAUGCAGAUGACCAUGCUGAUCUGUCUUUUCAGACAGGCCUGAGAGGGGCCCUUCAGAGCUACAGCUGGAAAAUGCUGCUGAAAUCCAGGAGUUCUCUGCCUGUCUCCCUGCCUGAAAGAAAAAGCAGCAUGUUCACCGUGAGGAGACUUUGCAGCACUUCGCACUCAUCAGUGGAUUCAAAGGAAAUGAAGAAAUUCCAGCUCCUCGCACAUAAGUGGUGGGAUGAAGAAGGAGAAUUCUCAGCCCUUCAUUCUAUGAAUGAUAUUAGAGUGCCAUUUAUCAGAGAUUCUCUGUUGAACAUGAGUAGUGAUUACCAUCUGGGAAAUCCACUUGCUGGAGUAAAGAUUCUCGAUGUUGGCUGUGGCGGGGGACUGCUAAGUGAGCCUCUGGGUAGACUGGGAGCUUCAGUUACUGGAAUUGAUCCUCUGGAGGACAACAUUAGAACAGCAGAUCAGCACAAGUCAUUUGAUCCGGUCCUGGCCAAGAGGAUACAGUACAAGUCCAGUUCACUGGAGGAGAUUGUGGAAGAGUUCAUGGAAACCUUUGAUGUAAUCGUAGCUUCUGAAGUAGUGGAGCAUGUGGCUGACCUUGAAACGUUUAUCAAGUGUUGCUCUCAGGUGUUAAAGCCUGAAGGUUCUUUAUUCAUUACUACAAUCAAUAAAACACAGUUGUCCUAUGUCCUGGGAAUUGUGGUUGCAGAAAAGAUACUGGGCAUUGUACCGGAAGGAACACACGAGUGGGAGAAGUUUGUUCCCCCCGAGGAGCUGGAGCGCCUCCUGGAAGCAAAUGGCUUUUCAGUCAAGGCUGUGAACGGGAUGUUGUACAACCCCCUCUCGGGGUCGUGGAGCUGGAUGGAAAGCACGAGUGUCAACUAUGCAUUGCACGCUGUGAAAUCUGGGGCUCAGGGGGAGUCCAGCCCCACGGACACCCCGUCAGAGAUGGAAGGUGAACAGCCCUCAGCCACUGCUGCCCCGUGACUGUCUGAGCUGGGUGGUGACAGGCUGCCACCAGGAACAAAAGAGAAGGUUUUACCCAGAUGGACAUAAUAAAACCUUUUUUAACAACAAGCUUGCUCUUUGCAUUAAUAAUGCUUAUGCUGUUUUUGGCCAAAUAUUUUAGGGCAGUCUCAGAAGAAAACAAGUGCCCUUGAUCUCAGGAAUCAUGUAAGAUUGAAAUGAGCAAAGCUUUGAAAGAGUUAAGUAUUCUUGUAAAAACAGUAGUUUCAAAUUGUUGGACAGGGAAAUGCAAAUUAUUCUGUCAGUAGCUUGGAGGAAGCUCUUGAACGUGAUGGCAUUUUCAGUCCUAAGAAGAAAAUUCAGAUCUCUACAGAAUAAUAGCUUAAAGGUAAAAUGAGUUUAAAAACCACAGUAGUGUAUGAUAAAUAAAAUGCCUUAGAUAUUUAAGUUACUGAACCAAGUCAGUUAAAAUAUACAAAACACUUAAAAACCACAAACACUUGUUUCUAUGUUGUGCCUUCUCCCUGAGAGGAGGAAAAAAAAUAAAUAAAUAGAGAGCAGCAAACUUUUUCUGCCGGGUCAUGCUGUUCCUACAGUUGACAAGAGCUGACUCUGCAGGGGGCAAAGAAGAGUCUCCUCGACCAGAGCACCUCAGCUGUCAGAAGUCUGUUCACCAAAAAAGGUACCUCUAUUUGUGCCUGUUAUUUCAGCUUUCUCUCUCUACCCAUAUAAAGGGAAGUAAAGUUGCAGGUAAAAUUUUACUAAGCAACCAGAGCUUUAUGCUAUUAAAAGUGUACGUCAGCAGUCUGUCCUAGAGUUGAAGUGCCUACUCAGGCUUAAGUCCUAGUGGUGCCAGGUUAAAGAAAAGGGUUGAUCUGCAAUGAAAUGGGACUUUCUAAAUAAAAUGUCUUGUGUGUA